AUGGGACUUGCAUCGGUAUCCUAUUGGCACCGCAAGACUGUCACGACCCCAUUGUGGCCCUUCGCGGAGGCCAUAUGGAUCUCUUUUCCAUACCUUCUCAUUGGUAUAUUAAAUUCUACUGAUAAUGGCAAUCAAGAAGAUGAUGAGCAUUGUCGCAUUAAUGAUUCACCCAAUCAUGACAUUUCUGAUGGUGUUGGAAAUCAUGACCAGCAUAAUGGCCUUGAAGCAAAUAAAGAUGAUUCCGAAUGUUCGGGAAGUGGAACAAUUAGUGAAAGCUAUAGCAAUCCUGGAAGUGAUUCAUGUGACAAUGAGGUCAUAGAUAAUAAGAAAGAACAUUGUGCAUCUAUGCAUCAAAGUAAUGCUCUUGAUGGUUCCAAAUCCCGAGCAGAUGUUAAACAUCACAAUUUGUCACAAGAAAUUAAUUAUCAUAAAUCAUCAUCAUCAUCUGAUAUUGUAAUUCCUGAGGAUUCUACUCAACAGAAAUAUGAUGCGAUAAUUUCCCAUGGUGCCUCUCAUGAUUCUACUAAUGAUAUUUGUACAAGUCGAACUCAGAGGCCAGUCAGUCAUAUGCUUCAUUCUUACACUGAAAAAAUUGCGGAUAAGUCAAAGGAAGCAGUGAUCCCUGCAAAAAGACCUACUGUAUGGGGUCGAACUCCUGCAAAGAAAAACCUUUCCAUGGAAUCAAUCAACUCAUCAAAUGAAGAUGAGUUGUCAAUUCAAAUUCUAGAGAAUACCAAAAAUGACUUGCAAGAUAAAAUCGCCAAAGAGGUAAAAGAGAAUGCAAUUUUACAAGAGAAUUUGCAAAGGCAAAAAAAGUCUUUGUUUGAGUGCCGUUUAGCUCUUGAGCAGGAGGUUAAAAGAUUGCAAAACAAAUUACAAGAUGAAAGAGAUUUAAGAGCAUCCUUGGAGUCUGGACUAACGAGCAUGCGACCUGAAAACAUGACUUUUGCUUCUUGUAUGGAUAACAAGACAAGGGCAGAUAUAGAGGAAGUUGCUCUUGCGGAAGAAGAUAUUGGGGUUUUGAAGCAGAAGCUUUCUGAUCUUCAUGGACAACUUAUUCAUCCGCAACACCCAAGAUAUACUUCCUUAUGUGAGUCAUGCAGGAAAUAUCUAGACAGCAGCAAUCACUCUUCUGAGAAGGGUAAGUUGGAAGAUGAAAAGCAUACUGAUCCUGUUCUUAAACAAGAAGAGUUUUUGAAACAAGCUAAUAUUGGGAAAGACAGUGUCAAAGAGGAAUCUCGAUCCCAAGAAUUGUCUACUACUAAAGAGUCAGGAAAUGCUAUGGAAAUUCCUGCUUUGAAGAAGGAAGACCAAGAGUUAUCUUCAUCCAACAAGCAGAACUCCCACCCUGAAUGGCCAAGCAGCAUAGCUUUAAACAUUCUAAAAGCGCAGUCCUCUGAGACUGAGGAAACAACCUCCACAUCUGUUCCAGCCCUUGCCAAGUUGACAAACCGCUUGAACUUAUUGAGGGAACGGCGUGCAAAACUUGCAAAUGAGGUGCAAAAUGCUCAGAAAAAUUUUACAUCAGCUCCCGUUGGCCCUCCCCAGACAGGCAAUUCUGGCUGAUUGUGGAUUCUAUCGAACAACCUUUUCACAAUUAUCUACUUUCAAACUUCGAGAUUUUUUUUUCAUGUAGACGAUGGUGAUGGCGACGAUGACAAUUAGUGAACAAAAAUCUCGACCAUGGAUUACUACCAUUCUUGUAAACAUGUACACCUCUGAUUCUUAAAAAUUACCCAAUCACUUAGGAUUAAUGCUUAUACCAAACGAUCUGUUUGGUUGACCAAUUUCUGUAGGCAGUUUGACCUCUCUCAGGUAACACGGAGAAAGGUGCACCGAAACUACCUGUGACACAUUUUGCAUUUGGAGGGAAAUUUUUGAAUGUAUGUUAUUCCUUGAUAAUAACUAUGAAGGUGAAUUUUUCCAAUAA
Molecule: messenger RNA, 1930 nt
Organism: Zingiber officinale
Lineage: Eukaryota; Viridiplantae; Streptophyta; Magnoliopsida; Zingiberales; Zingiberaceae
Product: rho GTPase-activating protein 7-like
Exons: 12
Coding region: 1-1566 (521 amino acids)
Source: RefSeq, a predicted model, not a curated record